AUGGAUCACAUACAGGCUUUAUCAGAGAAGAUCGAACAAAAGUGGCAGCUAUUUGAUGAGUCCAAUAAUAAAACGUACCAAUAUGGUUGGAGCGAUCUUCCAUGUCAUUUAUUGGAGAAGAUCGGGAAGCACCUCAAUACUAAACCACAUGUUUCUCUAUUUCGUGCAGUUUGUCAUUCAUGGCGUCUCUCUGUUCCUUCCUUCAAAAAACCACAACUCUUUCCUUCCAUUUGCAUUGGCGACCUCGUUGCCGAUAGUCAUGCCACUGCUACAACUAGUGCCACCAACAUCUUCACCGUCUCGGCUGACCUUUUCAUCUAUCAGUUCGUAUCUCCGGUGCAUGACAAUCAUAAUCAAUCACAGUUGGGUAAAAACUGGUUGAUGCUUGUAGAAGAAGGUAAGUUGGGUAAAGUUUUCUAUCCAAGUCGUGUAAUGCAAAAAUAUGAACUAGAGAAGCCAAACUUGCUGGACUUUCGGGUGUUUGAAUUGGCAAGAGUUUAUCGUCUGUAUUCAUCAAAAGGUAACAUAGUCUCGAAUUGUAAAGCAGCCAUGUCCUUAAUCAAUAAUGAUCGACCAGAGCUCAUGAUUUUGGCUACUACGAAAACCCUGGAUUCUAACUUGUACGAAUUAGAGGCUGGUUUGCACCGCUGCAACUUAGGGUUUGAUGACCGCUGCACUAAAUUGACAUAUGAUCCAGUUACAAAUUCUGAUAAGUUGGUGGACAUUAUUUGUCACCGAGGAAAGUUCUAUGCCGUCGCCGAGAAUGGGAGAGCUAUAGUGAUCGAUCCUUCGUCUUCUUUACCGGAGCCGGUAACUAUUGCGGACCCAGUAAGUGAUGGGGUUUAUGCUCGUAUGAUGAAGUUAAUAGAAUCAUCGGGAGAGCUGCUUUUAGUUGAAACACGGCCGGUUUCUAAUGGUUUUCCGGCCAAGGUUUUCAAGCUGAACACAUAUGAGAAACGAUGGGUUAAGAUCGAGCAUUUGAAGGGUCGUCAGGUUUUGUUUGUGGGUGAUGAGUGGUGCUUCUCUAUGUCUAGUCGGAAAUAUCCGGGCCUCAUGCACGAUUGCAUUUACUAUUAUGAUUCAGUAUCGGAAUCAAUAUCACCAUUAGUGUUCGACUUACUUGCGGACCGGUACUUAUUCUUGCAUCUAAACAAAUAG
Fragaria vesca subsp. vesca is the source of this 1158-nucleotide messenger RNA. RefSeq names its product F-box protein SKIP23-like. The coding region runs from base 1 to 1158 and encodes 385 amino acids. Lineage: Eukaryota; Viridiplantae; Streptophyta; Magnoliopsida; Rosales; Rosaceae. The record is from RefSeq and is a predicted model, not a curated record. The transcript has a single exon.